Orycteropus afer afer is the source of this 3450-nucleotide messenger RNA. Lineage: Eukaryota; Metazoa; Chordata; Mammalia; Tubulidentata; Orycteropodidae. The record is from RefSeq and is a predicted model, not a curated record.
AUGGCGCUCGCUGGUGGUGGUGGUGGUAGUGGCUGCGGCGGCGCCCCCCCCGCGGGCCGGGGGCUGAGCGGCGCCCGCUGGGGCCGUUCGAGCUCCGCAGGCCACGAGAAGCUGCCGGUGCACGUGGAGGACGCCCUCACAUACCUGGACCAGGUGAAGAUCCGUUUUGGCAGCGACCCUGCCACCUACAAUGGUUUCCUGGAGAUCAUGAAGGAGUUCAAAAGCCAGAGCAUCGACACUCCUGGGGUCAUCAGACGUGUGUCUCAGCUGUUUCACGAGCACCCAGACCUCAUCGUUGGCUUCAAUGCAUUUCUCCCACUCGGAUACAGGAUAGACAUCCCCAAGAAUGGCAAGUUAAAUAUACAGUCGCCACUGACGAGCCAGGAGAACUCCCAUAACCAUAGUGACUACACGGAUGACUUCAAGCAGCAGGUGCUGUAUAAGGAGGACAAGCCCCAGGUGCCCCUGGAAUCGGAUUCCGUGGAGUUCAACAACGCCAUCAGCUAUGUGAACAAGAUCAAGACCCGCUUCCUCGACCAUCCUGAGAUCUACCGGUCGUUUCUGGAAAUACUGCACACUUACCAGAAGGAACAGCUGAGCACAAAGGGCCGGCCAUUCCGUGGCAUGUCCGAGGAGGAGGUCUUCACCGAGGUGGCUAAUCUCUUCCGGGGCCAGGAGGACCUGCUUUCUGAGUUUGGCCAGUUCUUGCCUGAGGCAAAGCGGUCCCUGUUCACAGGAAAUGGCCCAUGUGGAAUGAACAGCACCCCAAAGGGUGAACCCGAGAAGAUUCCAGAACACAGUAAGAAGCGCACCCGGCCCUCACUACUCCGCCCGGUGUCUGGGCCAGCCAAGAAGAAGAUGAAGCUCCGUGGGACCAAAGACCUGUCUAUUGCAGCCGUGGGCAAGUAUGGCACCCUGCAGGAGUUCUCCUUCUUUGACAAGGUACGCCGGGUGCUGAAGAGCCAGGAGGUCUAUGAGAACUUCCUCCGCUGCAUUGCACUCUUCAACCAGGAGCUGGUGUCCGGCUCUGAGCUCCUGCAGCUGGUCAGCCCAUUCCUGGGGAAGUUUCCAGAACUCUUUGCCCAGUUCAAGUCUUUCCUGGGGGUGAAGGAGCUGUCAUUUGCCCCACCGUUGAGCGACCGGUCUGGAGAUGGGAUCAGCCGGGAGAUUGACUACGCAUCUUGCAAGCGCAUCGGGUCCAGCUAUCGGGCACUACCCAAGACCUACCAGCAGCCCAAGUGCAGUGGGAGGACAGCCAUCUGCAAGGAGGUAGUGCUCCAGGGGGUGGGGGCUGCCAUCUACAAAGAGGAAAAAAGAAAAAACCUCUGCUGGAGACCCGGGUUCAAUUCCCGGGUGCUGAAUGAUACCUGGGUCUCCUUCCCCUCCUGGUCUGAGGACUCCACUUUUGUCAGUUCCAAGAAGACACCCUACGAGGAACAGCUGCACCGCUGUGAGGACGAGCGCUUCGAGUUGGACGUCGUCCUGGAGACUAACCUGGCCACGAUCCGUGUGCUGGAGAGCGUGCAGAAGAAACUGUCACGCAUGGCUCCGGAGGACCAGGAUAAGUUCCGCCUGGACGACUGCCUGGGUGGAGCCUCCGAGGUCAUCCAGAGGCGUGCCAUCUAUCGCAUCUAUGGUGACAAGGCCCCCGAGAUCAUCGAAAGCCUCAAGAAGAACCCCGCCACUGCUGUGCCCGUCGUCCUCAAGAGGCUGAAAGCCAAGGAGGAGGAAUGGCGGGAGGCACAGCGGGGCUUCAACAAGGUGUGGCGGGAGCAGUACGAGAAGGCCUACCUCAAGUCCCUCGACCACCAGGCCGUGAACUUCAAGCAGAAUGACACCAAAGCUCUGCGCUCCAAGAGCCUGCUCAAUGAGAUCGAGAGUGUCUACGAUGAGCACCAGGAGCAGCACUCAGAGGGCCGUAGCGCCCCCGCCAGCGAGCCCCACCUCAUCUUUGUGUACGAGGACCGGCAGAUCCUGGAGGAUGCAGCGGCCCUGGUCAGCUACUAUGUGGCGCGGCAGCCAGCCAUCCAGAAAGAGGACCAGGCCACCAUCCAGCAGUUGCUGCACCAGUUCGUACCCAGCCUCUUUUUCUCACAGCCAUUGGACCCCGGUGCCUCUGAGGAGUCAGCUGAAGAGGACCGUGAGGGCGCCCGGGGCCCAGGCACAGAGCCUGGUGAGCGGAAGCGCGUUGGAGCUCCUAGUGGCCCUCCAGAGGAGAAAGGGCCUCCCGGGGAUGGCCUGGCACUUGGGCCACAGCCCAUGCCCCUGGAUGAUGUCUACAGUCUCUUCUUCGCCAACAACAACUGGUACUUCUUCCUGCGCCUGCACCAGACUCUCUGUGCACGGCUGCUCAAGCUCUACCGCCAGGCGCAAAAGCAGCUGCUGGAGUACCGGGCCGAGAAGGAGCGCGAGCAACUGUUGUGCGAGGGUCGGCGCGAGCGGAGCAGCGACCCGGCCAUGGAGCUGCGGCUGAAGCAGCCCAGUGAGGUGGAGCUGGAGGAGUACUACCCAGCCUUCCUGGACAUGGUGCGGAGCCUGCUGGAGGGGAACAUCGACCCCACGCAGUAUGAGGACACCUUGCGUGAGAUGUUCACCAUCCAUGCCUACAUUGGCUUCACCAUGGAUAAACUAGUGCAGAACAUCGCGCGGCAGCUGCACCACCUGGUGAGCGAUGACGUGUGUCUGAAGGUGGUGGAGCUCUACCUGAAUGAGAAGAAGCGUGGGGCUGCCGGUGGGAACCUGUCCUCACGAUGUGUCCGUGCUGCCCGUGAGACCAGCUACCAGUGGCGGGCUGAGCGGUGCAUGGCUGAUGAGAACUGCUUCAAGGUGAUGUUCCUCCAGCGCAAAGGGCAGGUGAUCAUGACCAUUGAGCUUCUAGACACCGAGGAGGCCCAGACAGACGACCCCGUGGAGGUGCAGCACCUGUCCAGCUACGUGGAGCAGUACGUGGGCACAGAGGGCACUGCCAGCUCCCCAAGCGAGGGCUUCCUGCUGAAGCCAGUGUUCCUGCAGAGGAACCUCCGGAAGUUCCGGCGGUGGCAGUGCGCACAGGUACGAGCACUGCGUGGUGAGGCCAAGGGCACGUGGAAGCGGCUGGUGGGCGUGGAGAGCGCCUGCAGUGUGGACUGCCGCUUCCGGCUCAGCACCCACAAGAUGAUGUUCAUCGUCAACUCAGAGGACUACAUGUACCGCCGUGGCGCCCUGGGCCGUGCCAAGCAGGUGCAGCCCCUGGUGCUGCUGCGGCACCACCGGCACUUCGAGGCAUGGCAUGGGCGCUGGCUGGAGGACCACGUGCCAGUGGAGGCGGCCAGCCUGGUGCAGGACUGGCUGAUGGGUGAGGAGGAUGAGGACCUGGUGCCAUGCAAGACGCUGUGCGAGACUGUGCGUGUGCAUGGGCUCCCUGUGACCCGCUACCGCGUGCAGUACAGCCGGCGCCCUGCCUCGCCCUGA